This is a messenger RNA of Lactuca saligna, 594 nucleotides long. Lineage: Eukaryota; Viridiplantae; Streptophyta; Magnoliopsida; Asterales; Asteraceae. The record is from the annotation of a GenBank genome assembly.
AUGGAAUCUUCAACGACAACAACCUCUACAAGAGCAUAUGUGUCAAAAGCUCCAUCAAAACUUAUUUCAAUUAAGGAAGGAGAAGGAGGUUCAAGUAGUGAUCUUAUCAAAACAACUUCAUCAAUUGAGCCAAAAGAUAGAGGCAAGGUCAUUCUUAUUAAACAGUCAUAUCAGGAAAAGAAUAAACAGCAAGCAACAAAACUGGAACGACACAGGAAAAUCAAUAGCAUUCUUCAUCAAAGGGAAAAUGAUCCACCUAGUUUGAACAAAGGUGACCCAAACAAGAACUGGUGUUAUGAAACGACUGAAAUCACAAUGUUGGGGAAGAGUGACAAAUUUCUUAAAAUGCCGAAGAAGAGCUUUGAAACUAAAAAUUAUGAAGUUAAUCAAUUUGAUUUUCCAACCACUCACAAGCUCUUAACAUCUCCACAAUUUAAAUUGUCUGAUGAUUUCAAAAACAAAGACGAAUACAAAAGUCUGAAAAUUCAUUUUCAUACAAUAUUGGGGAAAAACAAAGAUUAUGUAUGGUCGUUAGUAAAGAUUGUGAAGCUGAUGAAAAUCGAAAGGGAUGUCUUGUUCCACGGUUCGCUUUAG